Messenger RNA from Priceomyces carsonii, 189 nucleotides. RefSeq lists its product as uncharacterized. The transcript has a single exon. The record is from RefSeq and is a predicted model, not a curated record. Lineage: Eukaryota; Fungi; Ascomycota; Pichiomycetes; Serinales; Debaryomycetaceae. Bases 1 to 189 code for a protein of 62 amino acids.
AUGUCGAGCGAUAAGAUGUGUCACCGUUUGGAAAUGAGCGCGCAACUUCUUAUCAGUCUUUUUUAUUUUUGGGUGGAUUUUGGGCUAUUGUUUUCCGCAAAAGAUCUUCAAUAUGAUGUUGUGAAAAAUUGUGAUAUCUAUAUAUUGAGAGCUGAUUUGGCUGGUCAGCAGUUACUCAUGAGAAUAUAA